Molecule: messenger RNA, 642 nt
Organism: Vicia villosa (hairy vetch)
Lineage: Eukaryota; Viridiplantae; Streptophyta; Magnoliopsida; Fabales; Fabaceae
Exons: 1
Coding region: 1-642 (213 amino acids)
Biological process (GO): proteolysis
Molecular function (GO): aspartic-type endopeptidase activity
Source: RefSeq, a predicted model, not a curated record
AUGCCAUUCUCUGAGGCACUGGAGCAGAUGCCUAUUUAUGCCAAAUUCAUGAAGGACAUCAUAUCCAAGAAGCGCACCACUGACACUGACUCUGUUAUACUAACUGAAACUUGUAGUGCUAUUUUGCAGGGUAUGAAAAUUCCAGUGAAGAAGCCAGAUAGAGGCUCGGUUACUAUUCUGUGCACCAUCGGAGAUAGGUCCUUUAAAAGGGCUCUGAUUGAUUUGGGGGCUAGUGUGAGCCUUAUGCCUUUGUCCAUCUACAGGAAACUCGGGAUCGAAGGAGUUCAAGACACCAGAAUGACACUUCAAUUUGCCGAUCACUCGGUGAAGAAACCAUUUGGGAUUGUUGAAGAUGUUUUGGUUAAAGUUGAUAAAUUUGUUUUUCCUGUUGAUUUUGUAAUUUUGGAAAUGCCAGAAGACGAGGAGAUACCUCUGAUUCUGGGUAGACCAUUUUUAGAGACAAGUAGAUGUAUGAUAGACAUUGAGAAUGGUACCAUGACUCUUAAGGUUUAUGAUGAGGAGCUGAAAAUUAAUGUGAGAAACACUAUGAAGCACAAAGAGGAUAUAGGUACAAAUCACUCAGUGGAAGUGAUUAAUCAGAUAGUAGCCGACAACAUUCAGAGUAGUUUCCCAGAAUCAUAG